Molecule: messenger RNA, 1971 nt
Organism: Alternaria atra
Lineage: Eukaryota; Fungi; Ascomycota; Dothideomycetes; Pleosporales; Pleosporaceae
Exons: 3
Coding region: 1-1971 (656 amino acids)
Biological process (GO): ribosomal large subunit biogenesis
Cellular component (GO): nucleolus
Molecular function (GO): GTP binding; RNA binding; GTPase activity
Source: RefSeq, a predicted model, not a curated record
AUGAAGACUCAGUGGAAAGACAUCCCCGCUGUGCCUACGAGCCAGGAGUUCCUGGAUAUUGUACUUUCCAGGACCCAGAGAAGAUUGCCGACCCAGAUUCGUGCAGGAUUCAAGAUUAGCAGAAUUCGAGCUUUCUACACGCGAAAAGUCAAGUACACGUCCGAAACCUUUACCGAGCGCCUCUCCACCACCAUCGAGGCUUUCCCGCGCCUGGCGGACAUCCACCCGUUCCACCGCGAUCUCCUCAACACCCUCUACGAUGCGGACCACUUCCGUAUUGCUCUUGGUCAGCUUUCGACUGCAAAGUCGCUGAUUGAGACAGUUGCGCGCGACUAUGUGCGCCUUCUCAAGUACGGACAAUCCCUGUUCCAGUGCAAGCAGCUGAAGAGGGCGGCGCUGGGACGUAUGGCUACCAUCUGCAAGAGGUUAAAGGAUCCUCUUGUCUACCUUGAGCAGGUCAGGCAGCAUCUGGGUCGUCUCCCGUCUAUCGACCCCAACACCCGCACACUCGUCAUUGCUGGUUUCCCCAACGUCGGCAAGUCGUCAUUCUUGAAGUCCAUCUCAAGAGCCGAUGUCGAAGUUCAGCCGUACGCUUUCACCACAAAGAGUCUGUAUGUCGGACAUUUCGACUACAAGAUGCUUCGUUUCCAGGCUGUCGACACUCCCGGUAUCCUGGACCACGCACUCGAGGACAUGAACACCAUCGAACAUCAGUCCAUCUGCGCCAUUGCCCAUCUUCGCGCCCACAUUCUCUACUUCAUGGAUCUCAGUGAGCAAUGCGGUUACUCUGUCGCCUCGCAAAUCGCCCUCUUCAACAACAUUAAGCCUCUAUUUGCCAACAAGUUGAUCUCGAUUGUCGUCAACAAGAUCGAUCUUAUGCGUCCGGAUCAGCUUGACCCCGAGACACAGGAACAGCUUCAGGGUAUGCUCAAGUCUGGCGAAGUUGAGAUGCUAGAGCUUUCCUGCAACACUCUCGAGGGUGUUAUGGCUGUGCGAAACUCGGUCUGCGAUCGCUUGAUUGCUGCUCGCAACGCCGAGAAGCUCAAGGCUGGUACCAACAGCGCUGGCGAGCCUUCCGGUCGUCUUGGUGAACUUCUUCGCCGGAUCCACGUUGCCCAACCUUUGGGCGGCGUCACUCGCGAGACCUAUAUUCCAGAAGCAGUGCUUAACAAGAAGAAGUACGACAAAGAGGACCCUGAUAGGCCGCUCCUUGAGCGUGACCUGGAAGAGGAGAACGGUGGAGCCGGUGUGUACAACAUCGACCUUCGCAAGAACUACCUUCUCGAGAACGACGAGUGGAAACACGACCGCAUUCCCGAGGUCUUCAAGGGCCAGAAUGUUUACGACUUCAUCGACCCUGACAUCGAGGCUAAGCUUGCCGCACUUGAGGCUGAAGAAGAGAAGCUGGAGGGUGAGGGCUUCUACGAGUCGGACGAUGAUCUUGAGGACGCCGAGGAGGCGGACAUCAGGUACAAGGCAGAGCUGAUCCGUGAGAAGAGGCAACUCAUCCGGAACGAAGCCAAGAUGCGCAAGAGUCUCAAGAACAGGGCCGUCAUCCCUAGGACUAAGAAGUCGAAGCAGAUGUCACAGAUGGAGUCACAUCUCGAAAGUCUCGGCUACGAUGCCUCCAAGGCUAUCGAGCGUACGACUGCGAAGGCAGAGGCGCGAGGCCGCAGCUUGGCUCGUGGAAGAUCAGAGGGUCCUGGUGGCGAUGCUAUGGAUGUCGAUACGCCUGGAGCUGCUAUGCUUGAGCGUGCCAAGAGCCGAGGCCGUAGCCAAAGCACCAACAGGAGAACGGAUGGUGUUACGGAUGAGACCGCCGCCUCCAAGGCUGAGAAGCUGGCGAAGUUGUCGCAAAAGAAGAUGAACAGGAUGGCUAGACAGGGUGAGGCCGAUAGGCACCAGACUGGUUCUCUGAUCAAGCAUUUGACUGCCGGAAAGCGUGGUAUCGGAAAGACCAGCCACAGAUAA